Stegodyphus dumicola is the source of this 2816-nucleotide messenger RNA. Its product is annotated as heart- and neural crest derivatives-expressed protein 2-like. Gene Ontology annotation, molecular function: RNA polymerase II transcription regulatory region sequence-specific DNA binding; protein dimerization activity; DNA-binding transcription factor activity, RNA polymerase II-specific. Lineage: Eukaryota; Metazoa; Arthropoda; Arachnida; Araneae; Eresidae. The record is from RefSeq and is a predicted model, not a curated record. Gene Ontology annotation, biological process: developmental process; regulation of transcription by RNA polymerase II.
GCUGCGAAAACUAACUAAUUCAAUUUUAACAGACGUGAAACAAAUUUGUUUUCUCAAUUUCUACUUCUUUAUGAAUGCUGUCUUUUAAUUUUUUAAGCAGUUAAAUUACUGAAACAUUUCGCAACAAUGAUCAACUUUCUCAUACGCUUUCUUUUAACGAACUGCCUGUACCAUUCCGAGUGAUCGGAGGUAUUGUAGCCCUACGCCAGAGUGAUGUAACGGAGAAUACAGACCGGCGUGUUGUUCUUCCACAUCCACCUCGGGAUGAGAGUUUUUCUUUAUCGAGCAGCUACGACGCUGUUGGAUUGGCUCACACACCCCCGUUCCACCAUCGCAGCCACGUGUCUGCUUUUCCUCCCUUGUCCGAGUGCUCUGGAUCUUGUCCCAGAAUAAGAACUCGAUUCACGAUUGGCCAUGAGUAUCUUGCGGAGCUCUUCAAGGCCUGGUCGCGAACUUUCGGAAACCGUGUGCGGGCCAGGAGGGGAGACUUAUUACGUGUGGCCAGCUUUCCCUACGGACGGUUCGGAUAUCAAAACCCCCCUUGUAAAAUCUCCCGACACUCGGACGACUAGGAGACCGGAGCGGGUCGAGCCAGUCCGUUAUGUCAGAAGAAGAGUAACGGCUAAUAGGAAAGAACGCAGACGAACAUUGUCUCUUAACAAUGCUUUCUCUGAAUUGAGGGGUUGCAUCCCGUAUGUUCCUCCCGACACUAAAUUGUCCAAAAAGAAGAUCUUGAGAUUAGCCACUAGUUACAUAGCAUAUUUAACGGAAGUAUUGGCCGAAGAUGAGUCCUUUAAAUCUACAGCAGAGUUCCGAGCGGAAAUCACCAAAUCAUCCGACAUUUCCAGUGGUAAAAAGAGAGAACCCGAAACGCCAUCUCACUUAAUUGAUAGCACAAAAAGUCGGAAAGCCAAUGGAAGAACAGGAUGGCCUCAGGACAUGUGGGCAUUGGAACUGAAACACGAGAAUCCCACUUAAUGAAUGCCUUGCAGCAAGAUUUCCAAGGUUUUAAUUGUGAUCGACAUAGCUGUGAAACUAAAUGACUCUUUCGAACAAAAUUAAAAUGCUGAGCUGGACUCAAUAAAUGCGUGUUGAGAUAUAGAUACAUGCUGAGUGUGAGUUCCAAUUGAAACUAAAGUUUUGCGCCGAGGAAAAGCUGAAACGCAGUCUAAGGAACACGAGUCAAGUACUGUUACAUUUCUAAGAAAACGGUUCUCAUUUGCCUUCAGAAUAUCAAGCUGGAGAGCAUAGUAUCGUUUCAAUUCCGUGCUUUUCCAAACCGUUUUUGAAUAAUUUGUUGGUAAGACAGACCACGUCGUACGGUACACACGGGAUUUGGCGGCAUUAUAAUGAAGCAGUAAACGCGGUAUUUAUGAUGAGUAGUAAACAAGUCAUUUGCGUGUUGGCCACAAUUUUCAGCAUGGCGCUAAGGUCGUACCGAGUACUAGGAUUUUACCCUAAAUCUAAUAUAAUUUUAAAUUUGUAAAAUGCGAAAGAUUAUUUUGUACAGUGAAAUUUCAAAUUUGUUAUCUUUACCCCUUUUAACGAACGAACUACAGAACAAUUUUUAAAAGUCAGAAAGCUUUAAUACCAUAUUACUUGGGAGUUUAAGCCAUAAUAAGACUUAAACUGAGAAACUGGAAAAAAUAUCAAAAAUAGCCGCCGGACUUAAAACUGGAAAAGGUAAUCAAAAAUAGUUGCCCUCAAACUCAAGCGCAGUGGGAUGCUAAAAUUCGAAAAAUAAAAAAUACUUAAAAUUCUUUAAUAAUAAUAAUAAUAAUAUAAAAUUCUGUUAUAAAAUCUUCAAUCAUUCGUUGUGAGAGGUGGGCAGAAAUAUGUUUUUGAAAUACUAGCUUUAAUAAGCCUUAGCCAAAUUUUAGACCUUAAAAAUUUGAAGAAAUACUGGAGUUUUACGGUAUAAUGUGUGUAUACUUUAAAUGAAAGUUCUACGAACAUAUAAUUGUUAAUUAUGACACCGGUAAGGUGGACAAGAAUAUUUUUCAUCAGCCACUUAUUUUAGAAUAUGUAUAUAUUUUCCUAGAAGUACUAAUAUGAAGAAACAUGCGACACUCUUAGAUCACAGAUUUUUGUAAUGAAUACAAUUUUUACAAGUUUUUUUUUUUAAAUCUGCCUUAAGGCUACAUUAGACUUUGCCUUUCCCCAUAUUGUAUAGAAUGUUUCUAAUUAAAAGUGAUUUUUCGUACAAUCUGAAGUCAAAAAUAAAAAUUCAUUUUCAGAAAUUUAAUAUAAAUUAUGUGAUUCGUAAAUUCAGUGCCUUUAAAAUCGAGUUUUAACGUUUCAUUUUUUAUACUUACAGAUAAAACUUCUUGUGAUAAUAAAAAAGUGUGAAAACAAUGAUUCGAAAAAACCUUUAAAAGUGAUUUUUCGUACAAUCUGAAGUCAAAAAUAAUAAUUCAUUUUCAGAAAUUUAAUAUAAAUUAUGUGAUUCGUAAAUUCAGUGCCUUUAAAAUUGAGUUUUAACGUUCCAUUUUUUAUACUUACAGAUAAAACUUCUUGUGAUAAUAAAAAAGUGUGAAAACAAUGAUUCGAACAAACCUGUUUAUAUGAUAUGCAUUCAUAAUAUAAUUAUGAGCAUUAAUAAAGAACCUAGGAGAAACUUAUCACUUUUAUACAUUAAAAUUGCCUUCUCAUUUGUGGUUUCAAAGUGUAAUGACCAAAGCUGAUGCCAAAGUUUGUAAAUAUUUCUCAGCAAAGCAAAUUUAAUAGUUUUGUUAUGUAUAUUUUUUUAUGGAAAGCCAAAGAUUUGUAUUUUAGAUUAUGCUGAUUUUGUAAAUAAAUUUUAUCUCAAAUAUAUU